Molecule: messenger RNA, 1066 nt
Organism: Dipodomys ordii (Ord's kangaroo rat)
Lineage: Eukaryota; Metazoa; Chordata; Mammalia; Rodentia; Heteromyidae
Gene: Pgp
Product: phosphoglycolate phosphatase
Exons: 2
Coding region: 675-1022 (115 amino acids)
Cellular component (GO): cytoplasm
Molecular function (GO): sn-glycerol 3-phosphatase activity
Source: RefSeq, a predicted model, not a curated record
GCCCCUGGUGCCCGGCCUGUCUUGGAACUCCUGAUCCUCCUGCCUUGGCUUCUUCUGUGCUGAUUACAGGUAUGCACCACCACGCCCAACUGAUUCAUUCCUUUUUAUAACCAAACCAUAUUAACAUUGUACAAACAGACCACAUUUAUAUUCUCCUCCAUCACAUCCUCAUGGCUCUCACCUUUUUGACUGUGGUGAAUAGUGCUGCUCUGAUCCUUCCUAAGUUCCUUUUAAUGUUUUAUACAGGUUACAUUUAGUGACCUCUUUGAAACUGAUUUGUUGGAUUGAUUCAUCUAAGAGAUCAUCCCCAUUUUUGAAGAUGAAAAGGCAGCAGCGCAGACCUUCCGGGAUACUUGCCUGGAGGCCAGUCCCACGACAGACCCAGGCUGGGACCCACCAGGCUGGCUUUGCCCACUGUUAUUUUCAGUGUACCACCUGGAUGCUGGUCCUUGAGAGCCAUGCCAGAUCAUCUCCAAGGAGGAUGGAGCACCACACACAGCUCUAAGAAGAGCAGGUGGUGCCGUAAGCCCAGAGGGGGCAGCUCUACCCUCAGGACACAGAAAAGUUGCUUCCAUGCUGCACCGCCCAGCUGGGCCCCUGGAAACCUGGCUUGGCGGGAGCUGAGAUGUACGAGAAGCAGACAGGGGUCAUCAGCAUGCAGUGUGGAAUGAUUGAUGAAAUUUUUCCUGCGUGCAGGUACCGGCUGCCUGGUUCGAGCCGUGGAGAUGGCUGCCCAGCGCCAGGCCGACAUCAUCGGGAAGCCCAGCCGGUUUAUCUUCGACUGCGUGUCCCAGGAAUACGGCAUCGUCCCGGAGCGCACCAUCAUGGUGGGGGACCGCCUGGACACAGACAUCCUGCUGGGCGCCACCUGUGGCCUGAAGACCAUCCUGACCCUCACCGGAGUCUCCACUCUUGGAGAUGUGAAGAGCAAUCAGGAAAGUGACUGUAUGUCCAAGAAGAAAAUGGUCCCCGACUUCUAUGUUGACAGCAUAGCUGACCUCUUGCCCGCCCUUCAAGGUUAAAGAUCUAGUGUCUUUAACCUCGGGAAUAAAAAAAAAAAAGAAAA